GGAAAAAAUAGUGCUCCUCCAGACAGUUUUUGGGAAGACAAAAUCUAGAGAGAGAGAAAACAAGGAGAGAGAGAGAGAGAGAGUACUCCAGUAGUACUAGUAUUUGUUUUGGGGGAGUGUGGGUCUGGGAAGCAUGCGCACAGCUGCGCAACAUAUGUCCUCCUCCUCCACUCCUCCUCUCUCAACGACACUCUCAAACUCUUCCACUUCUAACAUACGCUCCCAAUGCUCACCCACUUAACCUCCACCCCUAGCAAAUGCAACCACCAACUUCCAUGGCUCCUCCUGCGCUCUUCCUCCUCCUCCUCCUCCUCCUCCACCCCCUGCUAUCCUACACCGCCGCCGCCGCCGAGAACCUAACCCUAACAGAAAUCGACGCCCUAACCUCCUUCAAACUCUCUCUCCAUGACCCCCUCGGCGCCCUUUCCGGCUGGUCCUCCACCACCCCCUCCGCCCCCUGCGACUGGCAUGGCGUCGUUUGCUCCAACGGCACCGUCACCGAGCUCCGCCUCCCUAAACUCCAGCUCUCCGGCCCAAUCUCCUACCAAAUCGCUAACCUGCGCACGCUGCGCAAGUUAAGCCUCCGCUCCAACUUCUUCAACGGUACCAUCCCUGCCUCCCUCUCCCAAUGCACUCUCCUACACUCCAUUUUCCUCCAGUACAACUCAUUCUCCGGCCAUAUCCCGCCGGCGAUCGGGAACCUCACCGGCCUCCAAAUCCUCAACCUCGCCGGAAACCAUUUCUCCGGCGACAUCCCCGUGAACCUCCCUGACUCUCUCCGUUUCGUCGAUUUCUCGUCAAACGCGUUUUCUCGUCAAAUACCUAGCAAUUUAUCGAGUUUUUCAAAUCUCGAGCUCAUAAAUCUCUCGUACAACGAGUUCUCCGGCGAGAUUCCGGCAGGUUUUGGUGAGCUCCAGAAGCUACAGUACCUCUGGCUGGAUCACAACCUAUUGGACGGGCCGUUACCGUCGGCGCUCGGGAACUGUUCGUCUCUAGUUCACUUGUCCGCCGACGGUAACAACCUCGCCGGAGUUUUACCGGCGGCGAUCGGCGCGCUUCCGAAUCUCCAAGUAGUUUCUCUCUCUAACAACAAUCUCUCUCAGUCAAUUCCUUCUUCGUUGUUCUGUAACGUCUCCGUUUAUCCUCCGUCUAUUCGGAUCGUUCAGUUAGGUUUUAAUGCGUUCAAUGACAUAAUUGCCCCCGACACCGCCACGUGUUUUAGCGUUCUACAGGCCUUGGAUGUUCAGCAGAAUCAGUUACAAGGAGUGAUUCCUAAUUGGAUUAUGAAUAUUUCCACGCUGACAAAUUUGGAUCUUUCUGGAAAUUUGUUUUCCGGUUUAAUUCCCAGUGGGAUUGGGAAUUUACGGAGAUUGGAGGAGGUAAAACUUGCGAAUAAUUCGUUAAACGGAUCGAUUCCGGUUGAGUUAACGAACUGUAGUCUUCUCAGUGUUGUUGAUUUUGAAGGAAAUCGUUUUUCGGGCGAAAUCCCAGUGUUUUUUAGCGAGCUUAGAGGGCUGAAGACAUUGUCACUAGGCGGGAAUCAGUUCUCCGGUUCGAUUCCUUCGAGUUUCGGGAACCUCACUGGGCUUGAGGUUCUGAAUCUAAGUGAUAAUGACUUGACCGGAGAGUUACCGGUGGAGAUAAUGUCACUGAGUAAUCUGACCGUGUUGAGCCUCGGUGGGAAUAAGUUUUCUGGUGAGGUUUUGGUAGAUGUUGGGAAUCUGAGACAGUUGACCGUUCUGAAUUUGAGUGGUAAUGGUUUAUCGGGGAGUGUACCGGCGAGUUUGGGAGAUCUUUACAAGUUGACCACAUUGGAUUUGAGCAAACAGAACCUCUCGGGCGAUUUACCGUUUGAACUAUCCGGUUUGCCGAAUCUACAAGUGAUGGCUUUACAGGAGAACAUGUUAUCUGGGCUUGUUCCUGAGGGUUUCAGCAGUUCGUUGGGUUUGCGUUACUUGAACCUCUCUUCCAAUGAUUUCUCUGGUCCUAUUCCUUCAACGUUUGGCUAUCUUGAUUCAUUGGUUGUUUUCUCCUUGUCUAACAAUCACAUCUCCGGUUCAAUUCCUCCGGAGUUGGGAAAUUGUUCUAGUCUUGAAGUCUUGAGUCUUCGUUCGAAUUCAUUGAGUGGCCAAAUCCCGGUUGAUCUUUCGCGUCUCUCCCAUUUGAAAGAGCUUGAUUUGGGUAACAACAAUCUAACCGGAGAAAUCCCGGAGGAAAUUUCCAAAUGCUUGUCGCUAACUUCUCUUUUACUCGAUUCAAAUCAUCUUUCCGGUGACAUACCAAGCUCGUUGUCCAACCUGUCAAACCUCACAAAACUCGAUCUCUCUGCUAAUAACUUGAGUGGAAAGAUUCCAGCAAACCUUACGCUCCUCUCCAACUUGGUCUACUUCAACGUUUCCCAAAAUAACCUCGAGGGUGAGAUUCCGCCACCACUGGGUUCUAGAUUCAACAAUACCUCAGCAUUUGCCGGAAAUCAGAACUUAUGUGGAAGGCCCUUGGGUAGGAAAUGCAAGGGAGGUAAAACCAGUAGGAGAAAGAAGCUAAUUCUGCUAAUUGUUUUGAUUGCCAGUGGAGUUGGCCUCCUGGCAUUGUGCUGCUGCUACAUUUUUGGACUCCUGAGGUGGCGCAGCAGGCUGAAGAAGGGAUCGACCGGAGAGAAGAAACGGAGCCCGGCCAGGGCUAGUUCCGCGGCAGCAAGUGGGGGCCGCGCCAGCAGCGAAAACGGUGUGCCAAAGCUUGUUAUGUUCAAUAACAAGAUCACUUUAGCCGAAACAAUCGAAGCAACUAGGCAAUUCGACGAGGAAAACGUUUUGAGCAGGACCCGGUAUGGGUUAAUCUUCAAAGCUUGUUACCACGACGGAAUGGUCCUCUCAAUUCGUAGACUCCCUGAUGGAUCCCUUGACGAAAACAUGUUCAGGAAAGAAGCGGAAUUCCUCGGAAAAGUAAAGCACCGGAACCUAACCGUUCUCCGCGGUUACUACGCUGGCGCACCGGACCUUAGACUCCUGGUCUACGACUACAUGCCCAAUGGAAACUUAGCAACCCUCCUUCAAGAAGCGUCCCACCAAGACGGACACGUCCUGAAUUGGCCAAUGCGCCACCUGAUCGCACUAGGAAUUAGCCGCGGAUUGGCCUUCUUGCACUCAUCCUCAAUGGUCCAUGGAGACCUCAAACCCCAAAACGUGCUAUUCGAUGCUGAUUUCGAAGCCCAUUUAUCCGAUUUCGGACUGGAAAAGCUCGUGAUUUCGACUCCCGCGGAUCCCUCCUCUUCUAGAACAGCCUCAGUUGGAACACUGGGUUAUGCAGCCCCAGAAGUACCUUUAACAGGGGUAGCUUCCAAAGAAUCGGAUGUUUACGGUUUUGGGAUUGUGUUGCUUGAGCUACUAACGGGGAAAAGGCCAGUGAUGUUUACACAAGAUGAGGAUAUAGUGAAAUGGGUGAAGAAGCAAUUGCAAAGGGGUCAGAUUUCGGAAUUGCUCGAACCGGGUUUGCUUGAGCUUGAUCCAGAGUCAUCAGAGUGGGAGGAGUUUUUGUUGGGUGUGAAAGUGGGGUUGCUGUGCACGGCGCCAGACCCGCUCGACCGUCCGAUGAUGUCUGAUAUUGUGUUCAUGCUCGAAGGCUGCCGUGUCGGGCCUGAUAUGGCAUCAUCGGCGGAUCCGACCUCCCAACCUUCUCCGGCGUGAUCGAUCACAGAUAGUGUGACGAAAAUUGUUUUGACAUUUUUCUUGUUCUUUAGGGUAAAUGGCGAUUUGGCCUCUUCUUCUUUUUUUUUUGUCAAACGGAAAUUCGCGAUUUGGCCUUCUUUAGUUUUUUGUAGUAGAAGUUUGAUUUUACCCUUGUACAAUCAAAUUUGUCACAUUGCAAUUUGAAUUUGUCAAAAUUGGUCAAA
Rhododendron vialii is the source of this 3889-nucleotide messenger RNA. Its product is annotated as probable LRR receptor-like serine/threonine-protein kinase At4g36180. The coding region runs from base 258 to 3683 and encodes 1141 amino acids. Gene Ontology annotation, cellular component: plasma membrane. Gene Ontology annotation, biological process: protein phosphorylation. The transcript has a single exon. NCBI's taxonomy places the organism in Eukaryota, Viridiplantae, Streptophyta, Magnoliopsida, Ericales, Ericaceae. The record is from RefSeq and is a predicted model, not a curated record. Gene Ontology annotation, molecular function: protein binding; protein kinase activity; ATP binding.